Photinus pyralis (common eastern firefly) is the source of this 3250-nucleotide messenger RNA. RefSeq lists its product as uncharacterized. The transcript is spliced from 2 exons. Bases 78 to 1844 code for a protein of 588 amino acids. The record is from RefSeq and is a predicted model, not a curated record. NCBI's taxonomy places the organism in Eukaryota, Metazoa, Arthropoda, Insecta, Coleoptera, Lampyridae.
GUUUGUUAGUCUGUGUCCUGUAAUUAAUAGAAUAAUCUGCGAUUCUGAAAAACUGAAGGUAAGUACGUAUUUUAAUUAUGUUUAACUGUAAUAAUUGUAAAUUUAAGUGCAGUAAUGUCGAGAAAUACGAUUUGCAUCAGUACUUGCAUAGAAAUAAAAAGGGCGCGCAAUUCUUUUGCAUUCGCCAUCAGUGCAAUAGAUUAGCUUUUAAAACAUGUUCUGGAUUUAGACAACAUAUCUUUCGACAUCACAGACAAUUAAACCCCAAAAGUAGUGAAAUUAGGGUAAAAUGUAACGUUAAAAAUUGCAUUUUUAUUGCUACUAAUAAAAAGGAAUUGUGUGCUCAUAUGCGCUCUCACAUUAGAGAAAACGUUCCUAUAACAUGUCCAUUUAUUUCUUGUGCCAGUUGCAAAACUGUUUACAAAAAUGUUCCAUCGUUUAAGACCCAUGUGAUGAGGAAACACUUUGAUUUUGCAGGCAUUCAUAAAUUCGGAUUUAACGUGACUAACGAAAUAGAUUGCAACCUACCAUCUGGUUCUGAAGAAUAUGUGCUCGAUAGCGAGCAAACUGAAAAUGUUAACGAUUUACAUUCUCUAAACUCAAAAAAAGACUUGGAAGAAAUUGGAGUUAAAUAUUUGGCCGAUUUAUAUCUAACCUUGGAAUCAAGUCACUUUCUUUGCCAAAAUUCUCUCACAAAAAUCAUACGAGGUUUUUCUGAUUUUGAGAAUUUAAAUCAUGAUUACAUGUUAGCAAAAUUAAGAGAACUCGAUAACGAAAGCAGGUUAAAUUACGAAAAUGUAGCAAGUUUAUUGAAAGAUAGUUUGUUUGGGGUCGCUCAUAAUAAAGUGAGCGGUUCUUUGCGGACAACUUACAUGCGACACAAUUUUUAUAAAAAAGAAUUUCAGUUUGUAGAACCCCUCAAAAUAGAUUUAGGCGUAGUCGAAGAAAAAGAUGCAUUUUUUUACUACGUUCCAAUACAUGAAACUUUAAAAUCACUCUUAAAUGACCCAAAUGUAAAUAGUCAAUGCUUUUCUGCGCCGCACGUUUCUUCCGACGGUGUGUAUAGAGAUUAUUAUGACGGAAUCUGCUGUAAAGAUAACACUUUUUUCUCAAGAAAUAAACAUUCUCUUAAAAUAAUUUUAUAUCAAGAUUCGUUUGAAAUUUGUAAUCCUUUGGGCAGUGCUCGCAAUAAAUAUAAAAUCACAGGAAUUUAUAUGACCCUUGCAAAUUUGUAUCCAUGGAAUAGAACACGAACUGAACAGAUACAAUUAAUUGCUUUGUGUUUUGAUAAACAUAUAAAACACUUUGGUUUUGGUACUAUUCUUCGUCCCUUGAUCAAUGACUUAAAAAUUUUGGAAGAAGAAGGGUUAAGAAUUAAUGAAAAUGUAAUAGUCAAAGGAAGCAUACUUUGUACCGUCGGCGAUAAUCUAGGGAGUCACCAAAUUGGAGGAUUUUUGGAAACCUUCAACGUAGAAAUGUUUUUUUGUAGGUUUUGUAAAAUUCAAAAUUUUAAUGGGUCAACUUAUUUUGGUAAUUUGCGUACUGUGCAAUCAUAUGACCAUGAUGUUAAUAUGGCUUUAACAAUCAAUAACCAUUUUGAAGGAAUUAAGCAUAACUCUCCUUUAAAUGAAUUAAACUAUUUUCACGUUGCUCUUCCUGGGUUACCCCCUUGUUUAGCACAUGAUUUAGUGGAAGGAGUAAUCGCCCGUGAUUUAAUGUUAGCAAUUAAUUAUUUUGUCCAAAAAAAGUACUUCUCCUAUGAAUACUUAAAUUUUAAACUCAGGACGAUUAAUUUUUUAUUUGAAAAGAAACAAUCGGUCCCUGUAAUUAAAAAAAGCCGAUAAGUUAUCGGGGACGGCUUCACAAUUAAUGUAUAUAAAUAAUGUUCUACCAUUUAUCUUGCUUGAAAAAAUACCGUUAAUUAAAUCUAAUGAACACGGGAAAGAAAUGUGGCAAAUGAUUUUAUGUUUACGAAAAAUUUUGAACAUAAUGUUGGCGGUUGAGGUAUCCGAAGACCAAGUUGCGGUUUUGAAAGAUCUUCUCCUGGUAUACAUAGAUUUAAGGAAACAGCUUUUUCCUGAAAUAAAGCUUACACCAAAACAUCAUUAUAUUUUGCACUAUCCUCAUUUAAUUAAAAUGUGGGGUCCGCUUAGGUUAUUAUGGACAUUAAGAUUUGAAAGUAAGCAUAAAUAUUUUAAAGAUGCUUUAAGGCGAUCACCGAAUUUUAAGAAUGUUUUGAUAUAUCUUACAACUAAGCACCAAUUCUUACAAGCUCUGAAUUCGGAAAAUAAAAUCCUCUAUUGUAAUAAAGUUAUAGCUGAAAACUUAGAAAUUUUCAACCCAGUCAACUAUCCUCCCGAGAUGUUAAAUUUGAUAUCAAGUAGAUAUAUGUUGAGUACUUUCAGAUUUGUAGCCGAAGAAAUAACUCAUAGGGGUACAUUUUAUAAAAAAAAUAUGCUAAUUUGUCACGAUAAAGAUGAAUUUGGUAUUUUCCAUCUGUGCGAAAUUAAGUACAUUUUAAUUACAGAGAGUAUGGAAAACUUGUGGUUUGUUGGAAAAAAUGUUGAAAUUUAUUAUGAUAUGAGUACCGGUUUAUACGAAGAGCUACAAAUCGAACACUCCCGAAGUACUGAUGUAGAUGUUUGUAUAUCUUUUGAAGAAAUAUUAUCUUUUGAAACUGUUUUAAAAUGUAAAUUGAACGAAAAGUACUUGUAUUAUUUUAAAUCGGCACCUUUAGAAAAAUUCUAAAUCAAAAACUCUAAACUUUAAAAUAGUAAAUCCUAUUAUUUAAUAAUAUGCCCCCCUAUUUCUUUCUAUUAUAAAUAUGAUAUUUUGUUUGGACCUCACUUCUCACUUACUUGCACUGCUAAUCCUAAAAUCUCAAGAAACAUAACUCUCUAAUGCUAUGUAUUAUGCGUUUAAAUUUAUUUAACGAGCAAAACACAAAGAAGUUGUGCUCACAUGUUAAAUAAAUUUGAAUGCCUUUUUGCUCAGAAUAACCAUGGCGGCGAAAAAGAUCUACACCGUAUGGUCCCGAGAUAGAGAGAGGAAAACUUUAAUUUUGAUCGAUGAAAAUGACGUGGAUAUGUACAAAACCUUAAUUUUAAAGGCAUCCCAAAAGCUACAAGUUGACGGUUCAUCGUUAGCUUUGGAAUCUAACGGCACGCCAAUCGAUUCAGAAGUUCUACCGUACCUUAACCAGAUGGAUAUAUUGAUGUUAUUGGAAAAGAGUGAGACCUGGAAAUCAACC